Messenger RNA from Fusarium vanettenii 77-13-4, 864 nucleotides. RefSeq lists its product as uncharacterized. The transcript has a single exon. The record is from RefSeq and is a predicted model, not a curated record. Bases 1 to 864 code for a protein of 287 amino acids. Lineage: Eukaryota; Fungi; Ascomycota; Sordariomycetes; Hypocreales; Nectriaceae.
AUGACGAGAUUUCAACUCAACCUCCGCCGCGGGCACAAAUUCGUCCUCUCGGCACUUCUUUUCGGACUUUCCAUGGCUCGUAUCAUGGCCAACGUGCUGCGCAUUGCCUGGGCUGUCCACAAUGACAACGCCCGCCUCGUCAUCGCGGCCUCCAUAUUCGCCAACGCUGGCAUGCUGCUUCUUUUCGUCGUCAACUUGAUCUUGCUGCAGCGCGUCGUCCGGGCUUACCAGCCUCAGAUAGGCUGGAGCAAAGCGUUUGGUUGGACUUUUCGACUCUUAUACUCUGGUAUCGCCGCUUCUCUCAUCAUGGUUGUUGUUUCAGUUGUGUACAGCUAUUACACGCUCGAUUCUCAUACCCAAUCCCAGCUCCGAUGCAUACGGCUCGUCACGGCUGUCUACCUCGCGGUGUUGGCCUUUGUUCCUAUUCCAGCAGUCAUCACUAUACUCCUACUUCCACGCUCGUUCCCCAUCGAGCAUUUUGGCCGAGGCACUAUGCGUAUCAAAGUGGUUCUACUCCUUUUCACCUCGGUCCUCCUCUCUCUCGGCGCCUGUUUCCGCGCUGGCGGUGCCUUCAUUCAACGACCGACCGAGAACCCUGGAUGGUUCAAUUCUAGGGCGGCUUAUUACUGCUUCAACUAUGUAAUUGAGUUGGUUGUGGUCUUCACCUACGCCUUGUCUCGUUUCGAUCGCCGAUUCCAUAUUCCCAACGGAAGCAAAGGUCCAGGCGACUACUCCAAUGGGGGGCUGGGCGGUAUGUCAGGGCAACAAAGUACCGAUGAGGAGACUCUUUCGGGGGAUGAUGAUGGCGUGCCGUCUACCGGACAGCAGGUGCCUUUGAAGAACAUUGCAAACAAGAAGGCAUAA